AUGGAGCAAGCAGCACAGCUCAAGACCAUCCUCGAAGGCCUCUUAGUGCCGGACAACGCGACGCGCCAGGCCGCCGAAGCGGCUUUAGAAAACGCCCAAAAGACGCAGCCGAGCCCGUUCCUGCUCGCGCUCCUCACGCUCUGCGGCGACUGGUGCGUCGCCGAGCUCAAACGCGCGAACGGCGCGAGCUGCGUGGACGCGGCGGCCGAAAUCAGGACGAUGGCCGCCGUUUUACUACGAAGGAAGAUCCAAGCGCACUACACUGCCUUGGACGACGCCACGAAAACUCAAAUCCAACGGUGGCUCGCGACGUCCCUGACGACGCCGCCGCCAGAAAACGAGCCGGACCUCGCGCGGAAGCUGGGCGAUAUCGUCGCCGCCGUGGCGACGCUCGACGAGGGUUUUUCCGAGGACGUCAAGCCGGCUUUACUGAACGCGCUCUCCACGAAUCAAACCGCGGGCGCGCUCGAGGCUCUCGUAAGGGGCGAUUUUGUGGAUGAGGGCGCCUUCUCGACGCAAUGCGCCCCCAGGCUCGCGCGGCUCUGCGCCUCGACCGACGCGGCCACGCGACGGCGCGUCGUCGCGGCCAUGAGCCGCACGCUCCUCGCGUUACAAGAGUCGGCGCACGACGAUGCUAUCGUCGAGGCGUAUUUGACGGCCGCCCUCGACGCGUCGCACGAAGAUGCCUUACUGAACGGCCUCGAGGCCUUGAUCGACCUCGUCACGGAGGUCCCGCGACUGUUUCGUUCGAAGGCGCCUCAAACGUUGACGUACGUCCUGCAGCUCGUCGCCACACGAAAGGGCGGCGUGCGCGCGCUGGCCGUCGAGUUCGUCGUGUCCUUCGCCGAGGCCGCGCCGGCGACGUGCCGCAAGGCCCGGCUCGAAGUGAAUGGCGUCGACGCGUGCUGCGGUUUGCUGAUGGAGGAGGACCCGGCACCGGAGGCGUGGGAAGUAUCGGAAGAGCCCGAGCCGGAUUUGGACGCGGAAUCUGGGAGGGAGCUGGGCAGAGACGCCCUCGACCGGCUAGCUCGGGCGCUGCGGCCCGAGGCGCUACUCCCGCGAGCCAUGGUCGUCGCAUCAGAAUUAUUACAAAGGGGCGCCCAGGGGGACUGGAGGGCCGCGCGGGCCGCGUGCGACGCCCUCGCGCAGCUCGCCGAACAUAUCGGCGAUUUACGCGCGGCGUCGGCGAAGGCUAGGAAGAACGUGCCCCUCCUCGACGGCGCGCGGACGGCGUCGACCAAAAAGCGCGUCGCGGAUCUGGUGACUUCCCUGCUCCCGUUCGCGACGGGCUACCCCGCGGCCGUCGUGCGCGCGGCGGCCUGGGACGCGCUGGGCCAGGCGGCCGCGGACCUGCAGCCGCAGCUCCAGGACGAUCACGCGUCCGUCGUGCUGCCGGCAUUGUUAAAUUCCAUCGGCGGCGACGCGGCGCCGCGGGUCCGCGCGUGCGCCGCGCGCGCGCUGCUCUGCUUCCUGGACGGCUGCGGCUUUAGCACGCUGGAGCCGCACCUGGAACACUGCGCUCGAACAUUAUCCGCGACGCUGACGGAGGCGCCGACGUUCGUGCGCGAGUACUGCGUCGCGGCGGCGGCCGCACUCGCGGCGAGCGUCGAGUCGUGCUGGGACGAGCGAAAGAAGAAGAUGGUCUCGACGGAGCUCUACGGGCUCUUCGCGCCUUCCCUAAAACCGCUCAUCGGCGGCGGCGGCCCGGGCGCCGCCGCCGCGGCGCUCCGCGCGCGGUCGCUCGAGUGCCUCGCGUUAUUGGGAUGCGAGGCCGGCGUCGACGUCUUCGGGCGGGAUGCGGCGGAAUUAUUACAAGUCGUGACGCGCGACUACUUCGACGAGGCCACGCGGCGGCCCGAGGACGACGCGGAGCGGGGCGGCGCGCUGAAGAGCGUCGUGCGCGUCGCGGCGUGCCUCGGCGAGGACUUCGCGCCGUUUCUGGGACGGGUCGUGCCGCCGCUCCUCGAGGCGGCGAGCGGCAAUCGGUUGCUCGUCGAGAAGGACGAUAGCGAUGAUGAUGAGGAGGGGCAGUACGUCAUCCGCACCGAGGCCCUCGAGGAGCAGUGCCAGGCGUGCAACCUGGUGCUGCUGCUGGCCGAGGCGACGGGCGCGUUGUUCGCAAACUACGUGCCCGCGUGCCUCGAGGCCCUCGCGCCGGUGGCGGGCAGCGCCAUGGUCGGCGACGUGCGCGCGGUGGCGCUGUCCGCGUUGCCGGCGCUGGUCGGCUGCGCGAACCGGGCCGCGUUAGCCGUAGGAGGCGACUGCCGCGGGCCCCUGCUCUUCGCCCUAGACGCGUGCCUCGCGAGCCUCGCGGAGGAGGACGAGAGCGAGCCCCUCGAGACGGCCUGUCGAGCCUUCGGCGCCUGCCUCGAGGCGGGCUGUCGCCGCGACGUCGACGCCAAGACCUUUCAACCUUUGUUGAGGGGGUCGCGGCUCGAUCCGGCGCAGCUCCUCGAGGCGCUCCACGCGGCCCUGGCGGCGACGCUCCAGCGGAGGGCAGUCAGAGCGGCCGAAGCCACGGUCGACCAGGAUUAUGAUGAUGUCCAGCGGGCCGCCGACGACGAGGAGGGCGAGCGCGACGCGUCGAUCCUCCAUCAUUUGGGAGAGGGCUGCGGCAGUCUGCUCAAGACGCACGCGCCCGAUACAUUGACAGCAUUGCUGGACGGCGCCUGGGCGCAGCGCCUCGCGCACAUGGCCCAGCCGCAGUGCCUCGAGGAGGACCGGCGCUUCGCGGUCUACGUGGUCUGCGACGCGCUCGAGUUCGGGCCCGGCGGGGACGACGCGGCGCGGGCGCGGGCGGCGUCGUUAAUCCCGGUGCUCCUCGAGAGCUGCGCGCCGGAGACGCCCGCCGCGCGGCGCCAGGCGGCCUGCUACGGUUUGGGGGUCGCGGCGACGGCGCUGCAGGCCCACUUCGCGCCCUACGCCGAAAAUGCGGUCCGGGCGCUGGUGCAGCUGAUGGCCGCGCGGCCCGACGCGUCCACGACGGCCGCCUGCCUGCCGGUCGAGGGCUUUGGCGACGACGACUCGGACUACGAGGACGUGUCGGACGACGAGGACGGCAACGCCGUCCAGGAGGCGCUCGUCGCCGACAACGCGGCGUCGGCGCUCGCGCGCGUGCUGGUCGUGAGCUGCCCCGACGCCGGGGCCUGGAGCCUCUGGGUCCAGUACAUGCCCCUGCUCGCGGACUGCACCGAGGCCGACGCGGCGCUGACGUGCCUCUGCGAGGGCAUUCGCACGGGGAGCCUCCCCGCGCCUCUGAAUCUGGUCGUCUCGUGCCUGGGCCGCUGCGCCGUCGCGCUCAAGGCCGGCGCGCACGGCACGACGGCGCGGGGCACGAGCCCCACCGAGUUCGACGGCGCUAAGCAGCGGCUCGGCGGCGCGCUCGCGGCGCUGCAGCAGUCCGCGGGCGCCGAGUUCGCUGCGCUGCCCGACGACGCGCGGCAGGCGCUUCAGGAGUGUGCGUUGUAG
Pelagomonas calceolata is the source of this 3468-nucleotide messenger RNA. Lineage: Eukaryota; Pelagophyceae; Pelagomonadales; Pelagomonadaceae. The record is from the annotation of a GenBank genome assembly.